Molecule: messenger RNA, 3917 nt
Organism: Pangasianodon hypophthalmus (striped catfish)
Lineage: Eukaryota; Metazoa; Chordata; Actinopteri; Siluriformes; Pangasiidae
Gene: sesn4
Product: sestrin 4
Exons: 9
Coding region: 130-1437 (435 amino acids)
Biological process (GO): negative regulation of TORC1 signaling; cellular response to L-leucine; regulation of response to reactive oxygen species
Cellular component (GO): nucleus
Molecular function (GO): L-leucine binding; oxidoreductase activity, acting on peroxide as acceptor
Source: RefSeq, a predicted model, not a curated record
CACCCAGUAACACUGCGGCUGAUGUCCGGACUUGUAACCACAUUUCAGCGCAGCUUGGCUUUUGUUCGCGAGUUACUUUAAGCCCAGGAAAGACGGAGGAACCGUAUUCAUGCCCUUACACCGAGGAAAAUGAUCAUCUGUGCGCAAAAAAUGGAGUAUCGCUUUGGAACUCAGUGCCAGCGUGUCCGGAGUCAGGUGAUGAAGAUGAGCUCUGAUAAGGACGGUUCCUCUCCGUUGUGCAUGAAGGCUCUGGCCGGCAGGGGGCGCCUGGAUACAGUAUCACAGCAAAUGGCCUCCCAUCCGCAGUAUUUAGAGAGCUUCCUGCGCACGCAGCACUACAUCCUUAACAUGGACGGCCCUCUGCCCCAUCACUACCGCCACUACAUAGCCAUCAUGGCUGCAGCACGGCAUCACUGCAGCUACCUUGUGUCUUUGCACUCGGCUCUGUUCCUGCGGGUUGGUGGAGACCCGGUGUGGCUGCAAGGGCUGGAGUCUGCACCAGCUCGCCUCCAGCAGCUCGACCACAUAAACAAAGUGCUGGCUCACCAGCCCUGGCUCACUGCUCGCUCCCACAUUCAGGCUUUGCUGAAGUCAGGUGAGCAGUGCUGGUCUCUGGCUGAGCUGGUCCAGGCUGUAGUUCUGCUGGCUCACUGCCAUGCACUCUGCAGCUUCGUGUUUGGCUCUGAACAGGACACACAACCCGGCCCGAGAGCGCCACAUGGAACACCUCCAGGCUACUGCCUCUGUGAUGCUGCCAAUGGCAACGCCACCUUCCCACCUCGCAGGAGGUCUCUAGACUCGAGCUGUGACCUGGCGUGCCUACGAGAAGGAAUCCACAAGUCACAGGAGGAGAAAGAGAGAAAAGGACACCCAGGCCUUCAGUCUUACACACUCCUGCAUAUAGACAUGGACGAGGAGGAAGAAGAAGAGAUGAUGUGUUCGACGGAUCCCUCUCGCUUUGUCAAGGACCCUGAUUUCGGCUACCAGGAAUUUGCCCGGCAGGAGGAAGACCAUUUCCAAGUAUUGCGGGUGCAGGACUACUCGUGGGAGGUCCACGGUUUCUCCUUGGUAAACCGCCUCUACUCAGACAUCGGGCACCUGCUAGAUGAGCGGUUUCGCAGUGUGGCCUCACUACCAUCCCCUCGCAAUCCGGACCUCAAGAGAGCCAUCUGGAACUACAUCCAUUGCAGCUAUGGAAUUAGAUAUGAUGAUUAUGAUUAUGGAGAAGUGAACCAGCUGCUGGAACGCGGACUGAAGCUUUAUAUUAAGGCUGUGGCCUGCAAUCCUGACUCCACUAAGAAACUUCUGUGCCCUCUGCCUUUGGUUUCUUUAAAAGCCUCAGAAAAGGUACAUGUGAACCUGCUGGUGAUGGAGGCACGGCUGCAGGCUGAGCUGCUCUACGCACUCCGAGCAAUCACUCAGUACAUGAUCGCCUAGGACAGCAAGACACGUGAGAGAGAGAGAGAGUUGCACAGUCACUUAUGGUACAAAAAAAAAAAAAAAGAAGAAGACCUGACUCGGGGCAAUGGGGAAAGGAAAUAGGUGGUAAAAAAAGACGGAGAGGACUUGUGAAGAGCAAUAUUUCUUCUUCUCCAUAUCUUGUGUUUUUUGUUUUUUGUUCUGUUCAGAGGUUGCUAAAGUGUGACUUAAGGUACUGCUGUGAAGCGUCUUCAAGGUGACACUUGAAGGCAGAAACAAUCUUUAUUUCUGUUUCACCCUUUUCUGCAUGUUGUUCCAUUCAUUACUUUCUGUGUCAUCAACUAUGUACUUGUGUGUGUAUGUGUGUGUCUUUUCUACUCUUCAGUUUGAAUGUUGUUGUUUUUUUUCUUAGAUUGUUCAUGUGCAAUUAUCUUUAUUCUGUUCUUUGUAUUGUUGAGGUUCUUUUUAUUGUUUAGUUGUUUUGCCUGUUGCUCCUCUGUUGACUGACAGUCAAGAAAGGAGAAGAGAAUGUGUCAGUUUCAAUUCUAGAGUAUUGAAAGGUGCAAAAAAAACAGAUGACUCGACCUCUCCCGAAAUCGAAGGCAGUGUUUACUGAAGCUGAGACGAACAGCUGAAUGUUGAUAAAGCUCAGCAUGUUCUCUGACUCUUUCAUUUGAAUUUAAGCUCAGAACAAGACAGCAGACAAUAUAGGAAAAAAGUUACCUGGCUAUAACUUUGUUUUAAUGGCACUUUUAAGAUUAGAUAAAAAGUUAUUUAGGCACAAACAUCUACAGCAUCAGACUGAUUUAUUAAAAAAUAGGUUGUGCUUUUGACUCAAUUGACUCAAUUUAAAAUGCCAGUUGUGCUGCUGGUUUAUCCAGUGUCCAUGUGAAGGCUACAGAUAACACACACAUUUGUGAUUUAGGAGAAUCUGGCAGCACUUUCAAACCAAUUGGUGCAUUUUUAGGAAUUUUACUGCAUAUGUUAGCUUAUGAUGUAGGCUACACUCCACCCAAACUACAACAUUUAGAAAAAGCUUAAGUUGAAUUCACAAUUUUUAAUGUUGGCCAGUUCUAGUCAAAUGAAGGACUUUUUUCCUGAUUCAUCUGCAAAACAUUUCAGUGAUACUUUGCCAUCUGUGAUACUUUAUAAUGCGAAGAAGGUCAAAGGUCAGGCCUGCUGUGAUGCUUCCUGUAACUGAUCUGCACAACUUGUUUCCUUGCACUGGACUAUUUUGCACAGAACUGCAUAAGUGACCUGCGUUGCCUCUGAGCAGCUGUAACAGUUAUUGGAACAAAUGACCCGGUGAGGCCUCCGUUCACUGGUACCACGCUGAUGCCAUACUUACUGCAAAUGUUUUGGUUGUGGAAAAGGCCAAGCGUUACUUGCUAGAUAAAGCCAUGAUAGUAUUGAAUUGGUGCAGAAGUGUUGCUCAUGUAGGGUACAGAGCAAAGAAACAUGGGCACCAAUGUUAUUUUCUUUUUUAUUUAUUUUUAAACAUAUUGCAUUACUGUGUCACUAUGGCUGUGUUCAGACAGGGUGUAGUAUUUUUCCCCUCUCCAAGUCUAAUUGGUCUUCUACAUUGUGACAGGAUAUUGAUUGGAACUGAAGGGUUUCUGCAUUACAUCCAACUUGAGCACCUGUCUAAACAUAGCCAGUGAUGAUGAUUGUUGUUGUUGAUUUUUUUUUUUUUUUUUUUUUGGAAGAGAAGGUGGGGCAAGAUGGACUUCAGUGCUGAGUCUCAUCAGCCUUUUAUAUAGUACAGCACUGUGGGACUAUUGGGGAAUGACUAGUCACAUAUCGGAGAAGAAAAAAAAAGAUUUAUUUCAUCUAAUGCUGAUCUUAUGGACUGACUUGUUGGAUUUAAGAACUUUGUAUAGUGGAGUGUCUCCACUGACGGUUCAGCCAAGCACUGGACUGUGUGAAGCGAUGGAGAUUAUUAAGUGCAGUGCCUUUAGCUUUAAAUCAGUAAGGCAGACGUGGACUGGUGGUAUUGCUGCGACGCCGGAGGCUCAUUUAAAGCGUGCUGGAUUCAGCCCUGUUUGGUAGCACGGGCCAAACUGUUGUCUUCAUGCUGCUUCUUCCUGCUCCUUCCCCAGCAGUCAAACAGAACAGGGACAGUGGUUUACUUCUCAUUAUUGGCCAAUCCCCGGCACUAUCAAGCUGUUCCACGGUUUUAUGGCGCUAACGUGCUGUCAUUUGCCUGCCAUCAGCAUGUCUGUAUUGGUUUCUCCCUCACUGCCUUCUUCUGUGACAUCGAAAUGCAGCAGUGGACUAUUUCCCCAUUUGGCUUUCCUUCUGAUCCCUGGUGGAGACUGAAAGACUGAACAAGUGUGGCUUUAGCCAAGUUGUCUAAUAUUUACCACGUAAAUGUAGAGAUGUUUAAAAAAAAAAAAAGAACACACAAAAAAAAAUGUCAAAACAAGGAAAAUUAAGCAAAAAAAUCUUUUUUCCCCUGAAAUAAGAACUUAUUUUUUCUAUAAAGAUGUGCUAUACCA